AUGACAGGGGUUGAAUAUAUCUCGAGUGAUAUGGUUCAGGCAGUGAUUCACAAGGCCGAGUUGAGCCAGCUGAGGGUUGAGUUAACUCCAUGGGAUCUUCAGCUUCUUCUAGUCGGUCCAGUCCAAAAGGGUCUCCUUUUUCCCAAACCACGACAUGAAAACUCCUUUAUCAACCACUUAAAAGCCUCUCUUUCCGACACUCUACUCUACUUUCCACCCCUUUCGGGCCGCCUAGCCACUACCGAACAUGACGACGAAAAGGUUUCGUUUUUCAUCGAUUGUAAUAAUAUCGGGGCCUUGUUUAUCCAUGCUAAAGCAAAUGGAGUGACCAUUUCCGACAUUAUGGAACCUCUUUAUGUUCCGUCGAUUGUUCAUUCGUUUUUCCCACUCAACGGUGUUAAAAACAUAGAGGGCGUUUCUAACCCAUUGCUCGGAGUGCAAGUGACUGAGCUUGUGGAUGGCAUUUUCAUCGGUAUCACGGCGAACCAUUCCGUGGUCGACGGUACAUCCUUUUGGCACUUCUUUAACUCAUGGUCCGCCAUUUCAAGAGGUUUAAUCCACUUACCGAAGCUCCCUGUUUUUCAACGUCGGUUUUUUAAUAGCAUCAAUUUCCCCAUUCAGAUUCCUAAAUCUCAUGUCCAGAAUUUCCAUGACGAUUUUGUUGUGCCACUUUUUAAAGAAAGGGUUUUCCAUUUCUCAAAACAAAGCAUUGUAACCCUCAAAGCAAGAGCCAAUGCAGAGGUCGGCACCGGCACCACCACCACCACUAACCAAAUGGUACAAAUCUCAUCACUUCAAGCACUCUUGUCCCAUCUAUGGCAAUCUAUUAUUCGCAACAAAAAUUUAGAGCCAAAUGAAGACACCCAUUACUGCUUUAUCAUUGGCGGCAGACAAAGAUUACAUGAUUUGCCACAAGAGUAUUUUGGGAAUGUGAUAAAGAUCCAAAAAGUGACGAUGAAAGUUAAACAACUGUUAGAACAAGGAGUAGGUAGCAUAGCAUUGGAAAUGAACAAGGUGAUUGCUGCCAAUACAGGUGAAGAUUUCAACAAGUUCAUUGAGACAUGGAUUGCAAGCCCUGAGCUGUUGAAGAUUUCGGUAUCGAGUCGGAAUUUGAUCACAAGCAGUUCACCUCGGUUCGACAUGUAUGGUAAUGAUUUUGGAUGGGGAAAGCCAAUAGCUGUAAGAUCUGGGUCGGCAAAUAAAUCUGAUGGAAAAAUAACAUUGUAUUGUGGAGCUGAAGAAGGUAGUAUUGAUAUUGAAGUAUGUCUUCCACCUGAGACAUUGAAUGCUUUGGGAAAUGACGAGGAGUUCAUGGAUGCUAUUAUUACCAACUAA
Molecule: messenger RNA, 1335 nt
Organism: Gossypium arboreum
Lineage: Eukaryota; Viridiplantae; Streptophyta; Magnoliopsida; Malvales; Malvaceae
Exons: 1
Coding region: 1-1335 (444 amino acids)
Source: RefSeq, a predicted model, not a curated record